CACACACACACACACACGGACUUCAUGCAGUGUGUUGCCUUACAGGUGUGUGUGUAUUUUUAUUUAGCUGUAGAAUAGUGUGUGUGUGUGUGUGUGUGUGUUCCAUGUCUCGGUUUAAGAGAGGAGCUGUAGCCGACCCUCGGGCUGGGUUCAGGCAGGACACUCCGGAAUGUCCGGUACCGGCAGGACUCCUGAAGAGCGCCAGGAAGAGCGGGCAGCUCAACCUCUCCGGCCGCGGGCUGAGUGAAGUUCCUCAGAGUGUUUGGAGGAUUAAUGUGGACCCUCCAGAAGAAGCUCAGAAGAACCUGUCCUUCAGUGCAGCAGAGCGAUGGUGGGAGCAGACAGAUCUCACCAAACUCCUGCUCUCCUCCAACAAACUCCAGACAAUCUCUGAAGACAUCAAACUCCUGCCUGCGCUUUUGGUUUUAGACAUUCAUGACAAUCAACUCACAGCAUUGCCGACAUCUAUUGGUGAGCUGGAGCAGUUACAGAAACUCAUCCUGAGUCAUAAUAAGUUGACAGAGCUGCCCACGGAGCUUUGGAGCCUGACAAACCUGCGAUGUCUCCAUCUGCAGCAGAACCUGCUCGAACAGCUGCCUGCAGAAUUGGGCCAGUUGUGCCAGUUGGAGGAUUUUGAUGUCUCCAACAACAAAUUAAUGGCUCUACCAGACAGCCUGGCAGACCUCAGCAAUCUCGUAAAACUGAAUCUGUCCUUCAACAAUCUGAAGUGCCUGCCCCCUUCAAUCAGCGGAAUGAAAAACUUGAGAAUGCUGGACUGCUCUCGGAAUCAGUUGGAGAGCGUGCCGCCUGUCCUGGCACAGAUGGCAUCUCUCGAGCAGCUGUACUUGAGGCACAACAAACUGCGCUUUCUUCCGGAGCUGCCCUCCUGCAAAACACUCAAGGAGCUUCACUGCGGGAAUAAUCAGAUUGAGGCAUUGGAGGCAGAUCAUCUAAAACACUUGAGUGCUCUGAGUGUUUUGGAGCUGAGAGAUAACAAGGUGAAGAGUCUUCCUGAGGAAAUAACUGUACUGCAAGGCCUGGAGCGCCUGGAUCUUACUAACAAUGACAUUAGCAGUGUGCCCUGUGGUCUUGGAACUUUGCCUAAGCUGAAGUCUCUGGCACUGGAUGGCAAUCCUCUGAGGGCAAUCCGCAGGGAUGUUCUGAGUAAAGGCACCAGUGAACUCCUGAAAUAUCUAAGAAGUCGAAUACAAGAGCAGCCUGAUGGAAAAGCCAAGGAGGAACCGAGCACAGCGAUGACCCUCCCUAGCCAGGCCAAGAUUAAUGUGCAUGCCAUCAAAACGCUGAAGACAUUAGACUACAGUGAAAAACAAGAGGCCACUAUACCUGAUGAAGUCUUUGAUGCAGUCUGUAACAGUCAUGUUGCCAACGUGAACUUCAGCAAAAACCAGCUGACUGCUGUUCCUCCCAGGAUUGUGGAUCUGCAAGACACUCUAGUGGAUAUCAAUCUCGGAUUUAAUAAACUUUCCAUGCUUCCUCUUGACUUUUCCAAACUACAGCAGCUUGUACACAUAGACCUCAGAAAUAAUCUGUUGACAUCACUGCCAGAUGAGCUGGUAGCUCUUACUAAGCUGCGGGACAUCAUCCUGUCAUUUAAUAGAUUUAAGUGUUUCCCUGAUGUUCUGUACCGCAUCUUAACUCUGGAGACAAUUCUAAUAAGCAACAAUCAAGUUGGAGCCAUUGAUCCUGUGAGGCUUAAGCUGCUGGACAGGUUAUCCACUCUGGACCUGCAGAACAAUGACAUUAUGCAGGUGCCACCAGAACUGGGUAACUGUACCAGCCUGAGGGCUCUAAUGCUUGAUGGGAACCCUUUCCGUAACCCUAGAGCUGCGAUUGUAGCAAAAGGAACAGAUGCUAUCCUUGAGUAUCUACGAAGUCGCAUUCCUACAUGAAUCUAUCGUCUUACAGGGCUGAGCGACUGGCACUGCCACAUAACUAAAGCACUAUUAGACUAAUUCUGCAGGCAAGACACAACACUUUUCUGCCAUAAACCUGGGAUUUUUGAUAGUCAUAAAAUCUUGUAUCCUAGUGUAAAUGUUAUAUACAUUUCCCGGAGUAAACGUCUCGAGAACUUAACGUAAUUUUUUUUUUUUUUUUAAUCCCAGGUUUAUGUUUACAACUUGUCACAACUCAUUUACCAUACUCACUUUGUACUUUCUGACUGACUAUACAAUAAACAGCACUGCAACUGCA
This is a messenger RNA of Clarias gariepinus (North African catfish), 2211 nucleotides long. RefSeq names its product leucine rich repeat containing 40 (gene lrrc40). Gene Ontology annotation, molecular function: protein binding. The coding region runs from base 105 to 1910 and encodes 601 amino acids. The record is from RefSeq and is a predicted model, not a curated record. NCBI's taxonomy places the organism in Eukaryota, Metazoa, Chordata, Actinopteri, Siluriformes, Clariidae. The transcript is spliced from 15 exons.